Molecule: messenger RNA, 5393 nt
Organism: Ctenopharyngodon idella (grass carp)
Lineage: Eukaryota; Metazoa; Chordata; Actinopteri; Cypriniformes; Xenocyprididae
Gene: lgr6
Product: leucine-rich repeat-containing G-protein coupled receptor 6
Exons: 18
Coding region: 212-3085 (957 amino acids)
Biological process (GO): G protein-coupled receptor signaling pathway
Cellular component (GO): membrane
Molecular function (GO): G protein-coupled receptor activity; protein binding; protein-hormone receptor activity
Source: RefSeq, a predicted model, not a curated record
CCUGCGUAAGCCCCUGACUGACUCAUUCACCCAUGGGAGUUUGAAGUGACAGAAUAAAUCUACAGAGACGAGGCUUAGGAUAACAUUUCAGAGAGCUGAGAGCGGACAGACACAUACACACAGACAAAUAGAGCUACAGCUGAGUGAGACUGCAGAGAGACAGACAGAUAUACAGCUCAUCCACAGAAAGACAAGAGUUGGAGUCAUUGUCAUGUUGGUGGUGUUACUGAUCCUGCAUGCCGUCUCGUGUGCCCAUUCUCACGGGCCGCCGGGUGCCGCCGUGCCUGUUAAGCAGUGCCCGUCUGCAUGCCAGUGUGAGGAGGAUGGCAUCCUGCUGCUCGUGGACUGCUCCGAACAGGGACUAUCCAGUGUGCCAACUGACCUAAGUCCUUUGACGUCUUACCUGGAUCUCAGUAUGAACAACAUCAGUGAGAUUCAGCCCAACGCUUUCCACAACCUGCACUUCCUCAGUGAACUGAGGCUCUCGGGCAACCACCUGAGACACAUCCCUGGCCCCGUGCUCCAAGGCCUCUACAACCUCAAAGUCCUGAUGUUGCAGAAUAACCAGUUAGAGAGAUUGCCCAGUGAAGACCCAUGGGAAUUACCCAAUUUGCUCUCUCUGCGUCUGGAUGCCAACCUAAUUAUGGAGGUGCCAGCGAAGACCCUCCUGGGUAUGCGGUCCCUGCGGCACUUGUGGCUUGAUGACAAUGCCCUGACGGAGAUCCCAGUAAGCGCCCUCAACGACCUCUCUUCGCUCCAGGCUAUGACCCUUGCCCUAAACCGCAUCACCCACAUCCCAGACUAUGCCUUCAGGAACCUCACCAACCUGGUUGUCCUGCAUCUUCAUAACAACAUGAUCCGGACCCUCGGACAGAACUGCUUUGAGGGACUGCACAGCCUCGAGACUCUGGAAUUGAACUUCAAUGACCUUCAAGAGUUCCCCGUGGCCAUUCGCACACUGGCCAAGCUUCAGGAACUGGGUUUCCACAACAACAACAUUAAGGCCAUUCCCGAGAGAGCGUUUGUGGGGAACCCACUUCUGCAGACCAUUCAUUUCUACGAGAAUCCAAUUCAGUUUGUUGGCAGAUCAGCAUUUCAGUUCUUGCCAAAGCUACACACACUCUCUUUGAACGGGGCCACUGAGAUCCGAGAGUUUCCAGAUUUGAAAGGAACCACCAGCCUGCAAGUUCUUACAUUGACCCGAGCUGGACUGACCGGCCUGCCAUACGACCUCUGCCACCUGCUGCCUAAAUUAAGAGUGCUGGAGCUGUCUCACAAUGUCAUAGAAGAGCUGCCGAGUUUCUACCACUGUGCCUCGCUUCAAGAGAUAGGCCUGCAGCACAAUCUGAUCAAACAGAUUGAGAUGAACACAUUCCAACAACUCAGCUCUCUGCGCUCAUUGGAUCUAAGCUGGAACAGGAUCAACACCAUCCACCCUGAUGCCUUUUCCUCUCUUCAGUCUCUCAUCAAACUAGAUCUCACUGGGAAUCGAUUGAGCAGUCUCCCACUAGCUGGGCUAACAAGCCUUACUCAUCUUAAACUGAAAGGCAACAUGGCACUCUCGCGUUCCUUCAGAGAGGAGGACUUCCCCAACAUAAGGGUAAUUGAGAUGCCAUAUGCCUAUCAGUGCUGUGUAUUUGGAGCCUGCAACAGCUACAAAGCAGCCAGUCAGUGGGAAGAACAGAUGGGCAGUGAAGAGGAAGAUCUCCAGAAGAAAGCGCUGUCCCUGUUCCCCAUUCACACGGACAACAACUAUGACCUUGACUUAGAGGAAUUCCAGUUAGCUAUUGAAGAGUCCAAACUACAAACCAGCAUACAGUGUACCCCCAUCCCAGGUCCAUUUAAACCAUGUGAUAACCUGUUUGACAGUUGGGUGGUACGGCUUGGCAUGUGGCUCAUCUCUUUGGUCUCGCUGAUGGGAAACAGCCUUCUCCUCUUGACUGUCUUUGCAUCCCCCAGCUAUCUCUCCCCUGUUAAGUUCAUCAUCGGCACCAUCAGUGGCGCCAACCUGCUUACGGGCCUGUGUACCGGCACCUUGGCACUGGUUGACGCCCGGACAUUUGGAGAGUUCGCCAUGCAUGGAGCUCAAUGGGAAAUGGGUGCAGGUUGCCAAACAACAGGCUUUCUUUCAGUACUAGCCUCGGAGGGCUCCAUACUCUUCCUGACUUUGGCUGCAGUGCAGUGCAGUGUGUCCGUGUCGUGUGCUCGUGCCUACGGAAAGUCGCCCUCCCUGGGAAGUGUGCGAGCCGCCUCAGUGGCGUGCUUAGCACUUUCAUUGGCAGUCAGCGCUUUGCCACUAAUUGGGGUCGGGGAGUACGGGGCCACUCCACUCUGCACGCCAUCUCCACUGCCGGAUGGCGAACCUUCCACCCUGGGUUUUAUGGUCGCUCUGAUAAUGAUGAACUCCCUGUGUUUCCUGGUGAUCACCGGGACUUACAUCAAACUGUACUGGGACCUGAUGAAGGGUGACUUCGACAGCAUUUGGGAUUGUGCCAUGAUCAAGCAUGUGGCUUGGCUCAUCUUCACCAACUGCCUGCUCUACUGCCCCGUAGCCUUCCUCACCUUCUCCUCCCUUCUGGGACUCUUUCCUGUGAGUGAGGAGGUUGUCAAAUCAGUCGUCCUGGUACUACUGCCUCUUCCUGCAAGCAUCAACCCCCUGCUCUACCUCCUCUUCAAUCCACACUUCCGCGAAGAUGCACGUCUCCUUUUUAGCAGAGCUCACCACCAUCAUGACCGCAACCUGGAUUCCUUCAUCUCGGUUGACACGGAGAAAAGCUCAUAUGACUCCACUCAAGCCCUGGUGUCCAUUGCCGCUGAAGCAGAUGCAGUGUUCGAGAGUUCAUCAGCACCAAACCCAGAGACAGUCACCCGGUUUUCCUGCCCACCCUCAGUGCCUCUCAUCCCAUGCCAGAUGCAGAUGAAACCCUCAACAGAGAGGGAGAGCACUGGAGAGAACCUGGUCAGGUCAACACCAGGACUCAUCACCAAAGAGCAGGAGCAUUUUAGAAGCAGUGGGCUGGAAACUCAUAAUGGCACCUUCUUUUCUGGAGUCUACCACUCCCCACUUCUCUCAGCUCAUUCUUAAGUCUUCUCCUAAACUCUAAAGUUUUCAAGGACUCUAUGAGUGUGAGAAGUUGCGAGCCCACAUAUGAACUGACCCCUAAAACCUUCAGAGCUGACGAACAAUGAACUGUUUUAAUGUGGGACUAUAUACAACUGUACUGUCCCAACUGCUACAUGGCAUAUAAAAAAGAAAAAAGAAAAAAAAAAGAAAAGCCUACUCACAUUUUGUGACACAAUCUUGUGGGCCAUUCGGUAAUUUAAGAAACAAUCUUAAAUGUUCAAAAACAAAUAUGCAUUUAUUUUUUGUAACUUUUUAACUUGUUUUUGUAAUUAGGCUUAAAGGAAUGUUCCGGGGUCAGUAUCAUUACCAUCCAGGGAAUACUGAGGAUUUUCAAAUAAAAGAAUUUUCCAUUCAACUCCCUUCAUAAAAACAUUUAAAUUCACACUGUAUCUAUAAAACAGUUUUACAUAAUUACAAAUCCGCCAACAGAAAUUAUUUUGGUAAUGCAUAACCAGAAAUUAAUCUUAUGGAAGCUUAUUUCUGCGACAAAAUAAAACAUAAAAAGGUUAUUACAACAUUUUAUAUCACAAGUCUGUCUUUUUUUCUCACAAUUGCGAGAUAUAAACUCACAAUUGCGCAUUGUAAAGUCAGAAUUGUGUGAUAUAAAUCAGAAUUGCAUGAUAUAAAGUCAGAAUUACAAGAUUUAAACUCAUAUUUAGGACUUCUCGCAAUUCUGACUAUAACGCAAUUGUGAGUUUAUAUCAUGCAAUUCUGACUUUAUAUCACACAAUUCUGACUUUAUAUCUCGCAAUUGCGAGUUUAUAUAAAAAAAGUCAGAAUUAUGAGAUAAAAAGUCGUAAUUACCUUUUUAAUUUUUUUAUUUAGGGGCAGAAACAAGCUUCCAUACAUCUCACAAUUCUGACUUCUUUUCUCAGAAUUGAGAUAUAAACUCAAUUGUGAGUUAUAAAGUCCAAUUCUGAGGAAAAAAAGACUGACCCUUUUCUCAGAAUUGCGAGUUUAUAACUCACAAUUCUGACUUUACAACUGGCAAUUGCGAGUUUAUAUAAAAAAAAGUCAGAAUUGUGAGAUAAAAAGUUGCAAUUAUUCCUUUUUUAUUCAGUGGUGGAAACAAGCUUCCAUAGAAUCUAUCUAGAACAGUAGUCGCACAGCUAAAAUGAUUCAGACAGCUUGUUUUGAACCUGGAACAUUCCUUUAAUUUGAAAAAAAUCACAGGGAUGUUUGCUGAUGUAAAAAAAGGAGUUAUGUAUCUAAAUAUUUCAAUGUGAAAAAGGUCUCUGCAUAAAGCUCAGUUCUUAUGUCAUGUAUCUAAAGCAUUAUGCAUUCAUUUCCAAGUGUGUAUAUAUAUCAAAGUCUUGUUAAUUAUAUGCAAGUUGUUACUUGCUUAUGUGCCCCUAGUGAAAAAAAAAAAAAAAAAAUGUACGGGAAGGUAAAUACCUAUGUAUAUUGUCAAAUAAUAUUUAGUGUCUUGAGAAACAACAACAAAAGCAUCAUACCAAGAGAUGCUUAAACAUAAGGCCAGAAACAUACUCUCUGCAAGUACACAAAAGGCUUGGCCAACGGUUCCUGUCCAACUCUACAUAUUUAACAUGCAUUGUGGUGGCAAGAAACCUCGAGAGAACAGAGUUACCUUCAAAUGUCUGUGCCAUAAAUUCAGGUGUCUAGCUAUAAACAUGCUGACAACUCAUUUUAACUAAUUGACUUUCUUCAAACCAUUGCUUCAACAUGACAGAAGUUGAUCUAGGAGACAUUUUGCUUAUUCAUACCACAAUCCACCUGCCAGUAACUGCAAUGCAGUAUGUAUUAAAAUGAGUUAAAAUGUAAAUCGUAAUUCAACACAGCAUGAACAUCAAGCUUGUGAAGUUAGAAGCACUGCAUUCACGUACUUGCAUAGACUAUGUCUGAGCCUCACAACAUAUAUUUUCAGAGUUGCAUUUCCUUUUUUACAUCAAGUUAACAGGAUUAAGGAAGAGCAAAAAGUUAAAUGAACAUGUCAGUGCUAAGAUAUAAAAGGAACUAUGAAUGAUUUGAUUAGGUCGUAAUAAAGCUUGGUCGGGAUCUUUUACAGAUUGUAAAGUAGGCUAGCUAUUGUAUUGUAAAAUAUAACUACCUCUGAUCUAGCAUGCUAUACCUUUUUUAUCCGUAUUGAUUUCUAUUCUUUUUAUAUUAAAUGUAUAUUAAAAUGUAAUUUUUUAUAUUGAAAUUUUAAGAUCUUUGUACAACAGACACUAUUCUGGAUGUAAAUAUUUUCAUAUUUCUGUACACAUGUGAUAAAGAAUGAUUUAAUAAAGUUAUUAGUUUCAUAAAUGUA